AUGUCCACCGCGACGAAAGGCUCUGCGUUCACUUCAAAAGUUGCUGCUGCGAAAAAUACUUCUGGGUCAGACGACAGCGCAAAUUGGACCAUGAAGAACGAUGACCUUCCAAUCGACUUGGAAUCGGGAAAUGGCACAAAUUUGAGCGCGGACUCUAAGAAACUCGAGAAAACUGACGAGACAACUGCAGAUGAUGGAUAUUCUUGGGGUGAUUCCAUUGACGAUUGGUUGAACCGCUUCUUGCGUUGGUGGGAAACGACUUCCCGGAACUUGCUUCAUAAUCUGUGGUUCGUUGUCCAACCGGUCUUCGUCGACAUGUGCGCCUUUCUCUUUUGCAUAUUGGCAAUGGCACCCUUUAUUCUGGUUGUUGGUCUCGUGUGCUUCGUGCUUGCCGUGCCAAUCAGCCUGCUGACGACGGUCGUGAUCUGGGCAGAGGGACUUUGCGACUUCACGCUUGACAUUGUACGUGAAUGGCCGACUCGAGGCAGAAUCAUCGAAGACGUGUUCCUUUGGUGUUUGGUCAAGAUGCCGUUGAUCUUGCUGAUAGGAUUGGGGCUUUCCUUUUACUCGAUGCUGACACUUCCAUUGAACUAUUUGGAGGCUCUCAAGAUGUUGAUUUUUGGUUCUGAUGGUUGUUGUGGAAACAAGAAAGACGACGAUAGCAGUUCUGUGUCUACUUUCGAGGCCUAA
This is a messenger RNA of Seminavis robusta, 690 nucleotides long. Lineage: Eukaryota; Bacillariophyta; Bacillariophyceae; Naviculales; Naviculaceae. The record is from the annotation of a GenBank genome assembly.